AUGAGCUGUCUCCUUUCAGGCUUCUCCUACUAUGCUAAGGCUACCUCCCUUACGCCAGAAUACUACCAGCUCUUGCUGGACCAUUACUGGAGGCGGUCCGGGACGACCCUAUAUCGGCCGGAUCAACUCCAUGCGUGCUGCGUCCAUUAUACUCUCCGGCUGGACUCCACCCAGUUCAAGCCGUCCCGAGAUCAGCGCCAAACCGUGAAUCGUUUUAACAAGUAUGUGACCGGUGAGGCUUAUGCUACGGAAGCGGCCCGUCUCCACCCUCGGUCACGCGAGCAGGCCAAGAAGCGGGAUUCCGAGUUUGACCUGAUCGAGAGGAUCCAUGAAGCGGAGUCCGAGACCCUGCAGGUACCGCCCGAGCCUGCCCACAAUUUCACCGUGACAUUGGAAGACGAUGAAUUCACGGAGGAGAAGUACCUCGUUUACGAGAACUAUCAGCGCGUCGUUCACAAGGAGGAUCCAGCAGAUAUCACUCGGCGAGGGUUCAGGCGCUUCUUGUGCGAAUCACCCGUCCAACGCAAGACUAUCAAGACAGCAGACGGCAAGGAGCAAAAACUAGGUUCCUUCCAUCAAUGCUAUCGGUUAGAUGGCAAAUUGGUGGCAAUCGGUGUUUUGGAUCUACUUCCUCACUGCGUCAGCGCCGUGUAUUUUCUUUACCAUGAAUCCAUCCACAAACAUGCUCCCGGGAAGCUAGGAGCUAUUCGUGAGAUUGCCUUGGCACGAGAAGACGGAUACCGUUAUUGGUAUCCUGGAUUCUACAUCCACACAUGCCCUAAGAUGCGAUACAAGAUGGAUUAUACGCCGCAAUACAUCUUGGAUCCUGAAACGCUGGAAUGGGAUCCUAUGGACAAGCGAGUGAUGAAGUUGCUUGACCAGAAAUCUUACCUGAGUCUUUCCAAGGAAGGAAAGGAAACUUCUCUGGACCAAGUCCAGAUUCGAGAUGGCGUGCAAUCGGCCACAAAAGACGAGGCAGCAGUCGAAUCAGGCGAUGUGAAUGAGGACGAUAAGAGUACGUUUUUGUUUGAUACAGGUAUGCCAGGCGUCAUGACCUUGGAAGAGGUUCGCACGUUGAUUGAGAUGGACCAUCUCAAGCUGCGAAUAGACGGCUCUGGCAUGCUCUUUGAGACGGGUGACCUGGUCGCAUGGCACCGGCAAGACGUAGGAACUAGUGGAUGUUUGAAGGCCGGUAUUGCGGAGCUAAUUGCUGCAUUGGGGCCUGACCUGUUAGAAGGGCUCGUCAUCGACUUCUGGAAUCCUGGUUUCUAA
Molecule: messenger RNA, 1272 nt
Organism: Colletotrichum truncatum
Lineage: Eukaryota; Fungi; Ascomycota; Sordariomycetes; Glomerellales; Glomerellaceae
Product: arginine-trna-protein transferase 1
Biological process (GO): protein arginylation
Cellular component (GO): cytoplasm
Molecular function (GO): arginyl-tRNA--protein transferase activity
Source: RefSeq, a predicted model, not a curated record